AUGCAUGUAAAGAUAGCAUUAAUAAAAAUAGUUCAGUAUAUAAAAUCCGUCUAUAAUACAAUCUUAUUAUAUUUAAGUGUUAUAUCAACAUUAAUGACACCAGGAACAGUAAUAUGGAAAUUAUUUGGAAAUCGAAAAGGCAAAGUUUGUUUAUUAAAUCGUGAUUUAAUAUGUGAUAGUAAAACAUUGAUGAAUCUUCCGAAAUGUGGUAAACCAUUAGAUGGAUAUACAAAUGCAUUAUAUCCAUUUCUUCCAACAUUUCUUCUUGAUAAUAAUCAAUAUUGGAUUGACCGACGUGAUGUAUUUUCAUAUGGAAAUAAUUUAAUUAAUAAACGAAUAUUUGAUAUCUCAUUUGAUUUUGAAUUAAAAAGUAAACAAGGAAAUAUUCUUUGGGAUAUUUUCGAAAUCAUAUCCAAAUAUUCAUUUCAAUUAGUUUUUAAUCGAUUACCAACAGAUGAAGAAUUUAAUGAUAUUUAUUCUGGUUUAAUUGAUAUUAAUAAAAUAAUAAAAAGAAUAUCAUCAACACCAAAUAUUCCAAUACGAAAAAUAUUUUAUGAUCGAAUUUUAAAAUUAAUUAAAGAUAAUAAUGAAAAUUUUCUUUUUCAUAAUUGUGAAAACUUUUUUAAAAUGGACGAAAUUCAUCAAGUAUCAUCCGUAGCUGAAGAUUUUCUAACAACAAUGGCAGUUCAAUGUACAGAUCUUGUUUGUCAUAUGCUUAUUUUAUAUUCGGAAUAUCCGGAAGAUUUUGAAAAUAAUUUUGAAAAUUCUUUCAAUGAAACAUUAAGAUUAUAUCCAUUAACUGAUAUAUGGGUUAGAGAAUCAUCUAAUAAUGAAAAAGGUUGGAUUGCUUCAUUAGUACAAUUAAAUCGCAAUGGUUGGUCACAACCAAAUACAUUUAAUCCUCAACGAUGGGAUUCAACGAAUCAUCCACCACUUAUGUCAUGGGGUUUUGAUGUACGAAGAUGUCCAGCUCAAAAACUUGCAACAAAUAUUUCAAGACUAAUUUUCGAAAAUAUUAUUCAUAAAAAUCAAUUUUGGAUACAACCAGCUGCAAAUUUUCAACAUGAAAGAACAUUUCCAUAUGGUUGUCAAGUAUCACUUGGUUAUGGAGAUAAACCACAUGAUGUUAAAUUAUGGAAAUUUAAUAAUAAACUUAAAAUGCAAUUUCAAAGAUGGUUAUUUGAAAAAUUAAGAAUGAUUGAUCAAAAUGAAUUAAAUUAA
Adineta steineri is the source of this 1221-nucleotide messenger RNA. NCBI's taxonomy places the organism in Eukaryota, Metazoa, Rotifera, Eurotatoria, Adinetida, Adinetidae. The record is from the annotation of a GenBank genome assembly.